Molecule: messenger RNA, 3742 nt
Organism: Anastrepha obliqua
Lineage: Eukaryota; Metazoa; Arthropoda; Insecta; Diptera; Tephritidae
Exons: 6
Coding region: 1014-2807 (597 amino acids)
Source: RefSeq, a predicted model, not a curated record
AACAGACAUUGCUGGCUUAAACGCGUCAAAUUGUUGGCAAUAACGUGUGAGGCGUAAAUUGGCGGGGCGCGAACGCGGCUUUAAGUCUACAUACUUAUUUAUCUUUUCAUUUUCUCCUUUAACUUUUGCUUCGCCAUAACCUUUGCGCAUAUUUUUUUAGUUUUUUAGUGUGCAUAGUGGAAAAAUGCCUUUAGGCCAGCACGCAAGCUUAUGUAAUAAAUCAUUAAAUUUAAAAAUAUUCGAAAUAUUAUUCAUAAAUACAAAAUGCAACUUAAUAGUUGAGUUGGAAGUGCAAACGUGGCUGUGAAAACGUAGUAAAGUAGUAGAAGUAAAACGCAAGUGAGGAAAAUAUGAACACGAGUCCAUAUACCAAAAAACCAUAUAUCGGUAUGAUGUGAUCAAAGUGUCAAUGUGAGUGUGCGCAAUUAAGUGAGCGCAUGCAAAUGAAGGUUAAGAAAAUAGUUGGAAACAAUUCAAUGAAAAAAUAUAUAUAAUAAACACAAAGUAAAGAAAAAGUUGGAAGAAUUUCAAUAACAAAACGGAUCCGCUAAGUUUCAAAAAUUGAGUACAACUUUAAAAAAUUAAUGGAUAAAAUGAUUUCCUACACGCAUUAGGAGGCCACUACUUUGGAUAUGCCACUCAUGACCUAAUAAGCCAAAUCAGCGGCCAAAUAUUUUUUUCAGAAACUUAUACAAUAGGCCCAUAGAAGUCUAAAAAACUCUCUAAACCAAUAAAAAGUUUUAGAUAGAAAAACCAAAAGCACGAAAUAACACAGCUACCUGCGAAAGCUUUUAUUUCGUAUCGCACACGUUGUCGCCGCAAUUCAAUUCAUCUCUGAACCCAGUAGCAGUAGAAUAGCAGAACGUAGAAACUAUUUAAAAGAUACAAAAAAAAAAAACAAAACCAAAAACUAAAACAAAUACAAAAAUUAAAACAAAAGCAAAAGCGAAAAUACAAGUGAAAUCAAAACAGUCACCGGCAACAACAAAUUUACGUACACUAAAAUUCCAGCUAUGGCCGAUAACAGCGAACAACAGAACUCGCAGCAGGCAUCACCAACCACAAACCUCGCAUCCGUCUCUCAUCCCCUAGAGGAUGUUGCUUUGGAUGUGAUGGACGAUGCCGCAGCUGGCAAAAAGAACUGGGUUAAAUUCGAAGACGAUGAGGCGGGCAAUAAAAAUGCCAGCAGCAACAAUAAUAGCAAUCACAGUGCUACCUAUGAUGGGGAAGGAAGUGCCACUCGCAAUAGCCCUAUCAACGUCUCAAGUAGUGGACGAGACACGCUGGCAGCAGACCCAGUGUCAAAGCCAACUCCGGCAAACCGGUUAUCCCCCUCAAUGCUGUUGCCAGCGCCACCCAGCAGAAAACAAACAUCUGUCGCCACUGCGACAAUACCCAUAACAACACCAACAACAGCGGCAAUAGCGCGACCGCGUUCACCGCUCAGCGGUUCGGAGAGCGGAAGCGGCGCCGAAGCGAUCGUAGCACCAGCACCUGUUCAGCGCGCAACAAAAACGGUUACUGUGGCUUCACCUCCUCCGUCUAUGCCGGAUGUAGCACCCGCUGUUUUAAACACCGAGAGUACGCAUGUCAAUUUGAAUGCAUCCGGUAGCGCGCAACACAAGUUACCACACCAUACUCACACACCCACACAGCCGCAGCCAACAGGCCAGCAGCUGCAACAAUAUCACCAAAAGGCUAAAUUGUCACCAUCGAAUGUUGCUGGCGCGGCGAGUGGCAGCCAUUUACAGCAGCAGCAGCAACAACAACAACAUUAUCAAAAUAACAAUGGCACUUCACCGUCGAAUGGUAGUAGCAACAAAGUGGCAACAACAGCAACAACCAUGGCAAACACAUCGAGUGUAUCAAUACCGGUGGAAACGGUGCCACAAAUGCGUACCAUUGAACUGUCGACGGGUCGCAUACGUGAAGGUUUCGCAAAUGGCGAUGUCAUAGUCACUUUAUUGCCCGCCAACACUAAAUGGCCAUGGAUUACACCAGCUCUCUUCCGACCAGAACUCGUACCCGAAGAGCUGAUGGCGCAAGGCCUAACUCUUACCGUCGAAGAGUACGUGCACGCCAUGGAGACGAUGGUGAACGAUUACCGUUUCACUUUCUACAACAUCUGUUACAAACGCAUUCUCGUUUGUUGGAUUGCGCUUGCCUUUACAGUGCUACUCACGCUACUCUUCUCUGGACUGCAGGGUGUCGCGCUUUUCUCACUCGGCGUCGGCUGGCUUUUUCUCAAUGCGGCCGCCAUAUUCCUUUGUAUGUGGGUGAAAUUGCGUUUAUCGCGUGGCUUAGAGAAAUGUUUGGCACGCGUCAAUCGUCAACUAAUGAAGCAUAAAAUUCUACUCGUGCUGGACGAUCGUGGACGCAUUUCCUGUCACAAAGUAAAUUUGUGCUUUUUGUACUUCGAUGCGACUCAAUGCGUGAAUUUCCUGAAUGAAUUUCUGGAACACACCGAACAAAAUGGCGGCGAGGCAAUUAAGGCGGGCUGGGAACGUAAAUUAGACAUCGAUGUGAACGAUAUCGUAAUACAGGGCAGUAAUCCGGUGCGCUUGUCGCGUAAACAGGUUGUAGCACAGGAGCUGUUUCUCAGCUAUUUGCAGCGUUGGGGCAAGGACUUUCUGCGGCGUCGCUUGGACUGGACUGUGCAGGAGGCGGGCGUGCACGAAACUCCUAGGCAUUUGCAAUCAUCCAUAUGCCCCUGUCAGUAUGAGGAGGAGCUGUUGCGCAAUAAAAUCAAAAUACAAUUGAAGAGCCGGCAAUGUUGUGGCGUUAAUUGUAUUGGUUGUUGGCUUUAAGCUGUACAGUGGGAAGAAAGCGACAAACUUUAAAUAUUGUAAAAUUUAUAUGUACACAAUGUACCUUAAUAUGAAAUAUGAUUAGUUAUGUAUAUAUUUGCAUUAAAAGCUUUCUGUAAAAUUUAUUGUACAAUGUUAAAAUGAGUAAUAGUUGUAGACUUAUACAAACAAUUCCGAUCACAGCGUGAGAACUUAUUAAUAUUUAUUUAAAUGUUUUGAAAAUGCAUCACAAAGCUUACAUUGUAAUGUUUCCUUAAUAAUAAAUAAUUUUUUUUUAAGAUAAUUUCUUCGCAUUAGCAUUUAGUACACCUUUUAAUUACCUGUAUACACAAUAAUAAAGGGUGGUUAAAUCUCAAGGGCCGGUAUUGAUUUUGAAUAAAAUACAAUUCUUCUAGCAAAUUAUUAUCAUUUCUCUUCAUUACGAUAAUACUGGUAUGGCUCAAUUACGUAUAGAACAAAAUAUUGGCCAAAUGGCCGCCGAGGCCUCGGUGGCACGCUUCCAUCGGAUGGUCCAAAUUUUCGAUGACGCUGAGGCAUAAUUGAGGUUCUAUGCCGUUAAUGUACCGAUUUAUCUCAUCCUUUAGCUAUGGAAUUGUUGCUGGCUUAUCGGCGUACACCUUUUCUUUCAAAUAACUCUAAAGAAAAAAGUCCAACGGUGUCAAAUCACAUGAUCUUGGCGACCAAUUGACUUCGCCGCGACGUGAGAUUAUUCGGCCAUCAAAUUUUUCGCGCAAAACAGCCAUUGUUUCGUUAGCUGUGUGACAAGUGGCACCGUUCUGUUAAAAACUCAUAUCGUCCACAUCCAUAACUUCCAAUUCGGGCCAUAAAAAGUUCGUUCUCAUCUCACAAUAGCGAACACUUUGGAAAAAAGACGGCCCAAUGAUGUCGCCGGCCCAUAAACCGCACCAAACAGUCACUCUUUGUGGGUGCAUUGG